This is a messenger RNA of Boeremia exigua, 1257 nucleotides long. Its product is annotated as Pyoverdine/dityrosine biosynthesis protein-domain-containing protein. The transcript is spliced from 4 exons. Lineage: Eukaryota; Fungi; Ascomycota; Dothideomycetes; Pleosporales; Didymellaceae. Bases 1 to 1257 code for a protein of 418 amino acids. The record is from RefSeq and is a predicted model, not a curated record.
AUGAGUGGUGACAAGACAUUCGAUAUUGCACCAGUCCUUGCUGUCUUCCAAAGGUUCGCCUUUUUUGAAGAACAGGAGCGGCUAAACAAAGCGCGUGGUUAUAUUGCUGCAGCCACUUCGAAAAUUCAGCUCAGCUAUGCAUCCAAAACCCCAAUAUCUUUACUCCUGCCGGCUGCACCAUUCAAAAACUCGUCUCCACACAAAGUCCUAGACACACGAAGCCCCGAUUUUGGAGAAUUUCUGGGUCUAUCGAGACUCAAUCAUCUUUGCGAUGAUUUGAGAAAGGUAUAUCCGUAUGGUGCAAAUCUUACUAUGGUAUCUGACGGCCCUGUCUACAACGAUCUGCUCUGCAUCCCUGACGCUGAUUUCUACGACUACGGUAUUAAGCUACGCAAACUUGUCACUGAGAAUGGGUUCACACGCAUUCGAUUCAGACGUCUAGCGGAUGUGCUCGGAAUCGCAGACGCAGACAGCUUGUCUAAGGCUGAAUAUCUAGCCCUGGCAGAUACCUGCCGGACUGAGAUGGAAGCUAGAUUUCUGCCUACAAGCUUGCAGAUUGAAAAAAAGAUCGAAUCCCACAAAGACACGAACUUGACCUAUCAGGCAUAUGUAAAGCUUGCCGAUGAGGAUCUGCGAUGGGGACUAGAUCUUGAUCCGCGGAUCAGAGACGAUAGAGUGCUUUACACUGAAGAAACCCAAAAGGUCGCAAUCAGAUUGACUGACCGUCUGCUGGCUUAUGAGGGCGCCUUAGAGGCUGCAUUUCCCGGCCACAUCAGACUCUCAAUUCAUCGGUCAACCGGCGAAACGAAGAUUCCAAUUCCUUUGAUACCACAGCCUGAGGGUUUCGGGCUUCAGCCCUGGCACUGCUGUGUUGUAGUCACAGCUCAAGGGCAAUACUUAACUCGUCAUUCAAAGGACUACCGAUAUAAUAAGGACUAUGAGGUUGUAGAAAAGGAUGGGAGGCCUUACCUGAUACGUGAGAGACACGACAACUUUGAUUGGCCAGAACAUAUCAGACUACAUCAUACCUACGAGGGUGGGAUAGUCGUAGAGAACAUCUCGUCCAAGGAUUAUGAACUCACGGCAGAAUGGGAAGUAAAACUGUCCAACUUAGCGUUGCGUUUCAAAAGUAUUGAACUGUUUCAGAGUCACAUGAUUGCAACUUGCAAAGGAGAGGUCGAGGAAGCAGCUUGUUCAGUAGUUGGAAGUACGGCCUUGGGCGCAUUCAAGCUUUCGCACUCAUUGAAGGUCUCUUGA